GGCCGCUCUAGCCGCCCUUCUCGCCUGCUCUGCUGGGAGGCGGGCGCAGCCCCGGGGGUCCCUCCAAGAUGGCGGCGCAGAGGAGGAGCUUGCUGCAGAGUGAGCAGCAGCCAAGCUGGACAGAUGACCUUCCACUCUGCCACCUCUCUGGGGUUGGUACGGCCUCCAACCGCAGCUACUCUGCUGAUGGUAAGGGCACUGAGAGCCACCCACCAGAGGACAGCUGGCUCAAGUUCAGGAGUGAGAACAACUGCUUCCUGUACGGGGUCUUCAAUGGCUACGAUGGCAACCGAGUGACCAGCUUCGUGGCCCAGCGGCUGUCCGCCGAGCUCCUGCUGGGCCAGCUCAGUGCCGAGCACACCGAGGCGGACGUGCGGCGCGUGCUGCUGCAGGCCUUCGAUGUGGUGGAAAGGAGCUUCCUGGAGUCCAUCGAUGACGCGUUGGCUGAGAAGGCAAGCCUCCAGUCCCAGCUGCCAGAGGGUGUCCCUCAGCACCAGCUGCCCCCGCAGUACCAGAAGAUCCUCGAGAGACUCAAGGCGCUGGAGAGGGAGAUCUCCGGAGGAGCCAUGGCCGUCGUGGCUGUCCUGCUCAACAGCAAGCUCUAUGUUGCCAAUGUCGGUACAAAUCGUGCCCUUUUAUGCAAAUCCACGGUGGACGGGCUGCAGGUGACCCAGCUGAACGUGGACCACACCACGGAGAACGAAGACGAGCUCUUCCGCCUCUCCCAGCUCGGUUUGGAUGCAGGAAAGAUCAAGCAAGUGGGCAUCAUCUGUGGGCAGGAGAGCACCAGACGCAUCGGGGAUUACAAGGUCAAAUACGGCUACACUGACAUCGACCUACUCAGCGCCGCCAAGUCCAAGCCAAUUAUCGCGGAGCCCGAAAUCCAUGGUGCGCAGCCCCUGGACGGGGUGACUGGCUUCCUGGUGCUGAUGUCGGAGGGGCUCUACAAGGCUCUGGAGGCCGCCCAUGGGCCCGGGCAGGCCAACCAGGAGAUCGCCGCCAUGAUCGACACGGAGUUCGCCAAGCAGACUUCCUUGGAUGCCGUGGCCCAGGCCGUGGUAGACCGGGUGAAGCGCAUCCACGGGGACACCUUUGCCAGUGGCGGCGAGCGGGCCAAGUUCUGCCCGAGGCACGAGGACAUGACCCUGCUGGUGAGGAAUUUUGGCUACCCUCUGGGUGAGAUGAGCCAGCCCACGCCAUCCCCGGCCCCAGCUGCAGGAGGACGCGUGUACCCCGUCUCCGUGCCGUACUCCAGCGCCCAGAGCACCAGCAAGACCAGCGUGACCCUCUCCCUCGUCAUGCCCUCCCAGGGCCAGCUGGUCAACGGGGCCCACAGCGCUUCCACGCUGGACGAAGCCACGCCUACCCUCACCAACCAGAGCCCAACCCUGACGCUGCAGUCCACCACCACGCACACGCAGAGCAGCAGCUCCAGCUCCGACGGGGGCCUCUUCCGCUCCCGGCCCGUUCACUCUCUCCCGCCUGGCGAGGACGGCCGCGUCGAGCCUUACGUGGACUUUGCUGAGUUUUACCGCCUCUGGAGCGUGGACCAUGGCGAGCAGAGCGUGAUGACAGCCCCGUAGCCCCAGCUAGGGGACAUGGCCGGAGCAGGACCUUGCCCGGGGACGAGGGGGCCCAGCUUUGGGGCCGGAUGGGCCUUUUCCUGGCAUCUGCCUGUUCCGAGGUGGGGCAGGGCGCCAGGGAGCACCUAAUCCUCAGCCUGCACCACACUCGCACCCCACCCGCACCCAGCCAUACUGGGUGCAGCAGAGAACGUUCUCCGAGAGCAGCCCUGCACACCAGACCUUGGCCCAGCAAAGGGGACUGGAGGCCCUGCCCUCGGGCAGACUCAUCUAGGACCACUGCUGUUUCUCCAGUGGGGCUCAGGGCAGAAGCCACACGGGCUGCGAGCCUGCUGCAUGGGGCAGACCACGAGG
Molecule: messenger RNA, 1937 nt
Organism: Lontra canadensis (Northern American river otter)
Lineage: Eukaryota; Metazoa; Chordata; Mammalia; Carnivora; Mustelidae
Gene: TAB1
Product: TGF-beta activated kinase 1 (MAP3K7) binding protein 1
Exons: 11
Coding region: 69-1583 (504 amino acids)
Biological process (GO): protein dephosphorylation
Cellular component (GO): cytosol
Molecular function (GO): protein serine/threonine phosphatase activity
Source: RefSeq, a predicted model, not a curated record